Messenger RNA from Exaiptasia diaphana, 1547 nucleotides. RefSeq names its product acyl-coenzyme A amino acid N-acyltransferase 1. The transcript has 2 exons. The record is from RefSeq and is a predicted model, not a curated record. Bases 45 to 914 code for a protein of 289 amino acids. Gene Ontology annotation, biological process: acyl-CoA metabolic process; fatty acid metabolic process. Lineage: Eukaryota; Metazoa; Cnidaria; Anthozoa; Actiniaria; Aiptasiidae. Gene Ontology annotation, molecular function: fatty acyl-CoA hydrolase activity.
AAAACUGUCAUCCAUUGUCGAGUUUAACGAUUGAGAGGCAUUACAUGUCAGCUGGUGUAAGGAGGAUUGAUGUCCAUGAAGGACGGAUAAGGGGGACGCUUUUCCUACCCCCUGGAAACGGUCCCUUUCAAGGAGUUAUAGAGUUACGUGGCAAUACUGGUGGGUUGKUUGAAUACAAAGCUGCAUUACUAGCUUCUAAUGGCUUUGCAGCAUUAUCCUUGGCUUAUGUCUAUCACGACGACCUUCCAAMAAGAAUGUCACUUGUAGAGCUGGAAUACUUUAUAGAGGCAAUAAGUUGGCUCAARAACCACCCGGCAAUCAUUCCUGGGGGAAUUGGGKUGGUUGGGAUUUCAAGAGGAGCUGAAGUUAGCCUUUACAUAGCUUCAYACUCCAAAGAUGUCAGUGCUGUAGUAGCAAUUAAUGGAUCACCUGGGUUAUCUAUUGCAACAAUGCAUUAUGAAGGGAAGCCAUUACCCKUUGUUAAGGCUGACAGAUCGAAAAUUGCUGUUUUGGAUGGUUAUAUCCAUCAGUGGAAAGACAUGUGUAUUGAUGAUUGGAGCGGAAGUAUUCAAGAAAACCCCAAAGUMGCUCCUGUAGAAAAUUCUARCGCAUCUUUUCUUCUUGUUUAUGGUWCCCAUGAUCUUUUGUUAGAUGGACAGUCAGGUGCAUCCAGGAUCUAUGAGAGAUUGAAAGCAUUUGGUAAAGAGGCUCAGUGUACUCGUCUUGGUUUCCAUGGUGCUGGACAUCUGAUCGAGCCCCCUUACAGCCCUGUUUCCUUCAUGAGUUAUGUUGAGGUAAUUGAUAUUUGCCUUGCCUGGGGUGGACAACMAAAGGAACAUGCAGUUGCACAAGAGCAUGCGUGGUCUAGAAUACUGAGAUUUUUCUAUGAACAUUUACCUAGAUGUAAUUAUUAGACAUAAUUAAUAUUAAUAAUUAAUAUUUGUCUUUUCAUCCAAUUGGCAUUUAUGAAUACAUAGAUUUAUAUCUCGCGUCGGUGUUUCAGGCCAACGUACCUUUCACUACCGAGCCGUCAAAAUAUAGAACAGUCURGACGAAACUUUGAAACAAAGUUCAUCGUUAGAAGUUUUUAAGUGGACUUUAAAAACUAACACACUUUUAAAGCAGAACAAUAGUUAGUCUAGUUGCCAAAUUUGAAUUUUGUAAAUUAGCUUAGAUUAUAUUAUCCUUUAGGCGCGUAGCGUGGACGUUUUGCCUAGUACGCACAUGUCAUUUUGGAUAUGGGAGUCUAACGACAGCCAAAGGCGGGAGUAUUAAGAGAGUCUGGACCUCCCCAAGGAAAUUUUGAAAUAAUAACUCUUGUAAAUGCGAUUUCCAGCGUUUUGACAGACAUCAAGGGCAUAUAAAAGGAAUCAAUUUUAAUCAAUUUUUCAGUAUUUUUUGUAAACAUUUUGUUUCCUUGCCACUAGUACGCACGUGCGUAUAUGCGUAAAGGACGCUACGCGCCUGUCCUUUUUACUGUAAAUAAUUAUGUAACAACCUCUUGUAGGAUAUAAUUAUUAAAAUUCUAUUCUAUUCUAUGUUAUCCA